CCUCUGUCUUUUCCUGUUUCCGGUUAUGGAGGUCUGACCAAAAGACAUUUAAACGCUGCUGAGCCCCCAAAAAAAAAAAACACGACAAUCGUCACCUUAGGAAAUAUCUAAACAGAUUUAAUCAAACACAUACAUCAAGAUGCCGGUGGCUGUUGGUCCUUAUGGUCAGACCCAGCCCAGCUGUUUUGACCGGGUCAAAAUGGGCUUCAUGAUGGGGUUUGCAGUAGGCAUGGCUGCUGGCGCCAUGUUCGGCACUUUCUCCUGUCUAAGGAUCGGCAUGCGAGGCAGGGAGCUGAUGGGAGGCGUGGGGAAGACCAUGAUGCAGAGCGGGGGGACGUUUGGCACGUUCAUGUCAAUCGGUAUGGGAAUCCGCUGCUGAGGAAGACGAGGAACAACCUCCCCCGCCUCCACACAUCUGUACAGCUAUGGGACUCUUCCUGUUAUUCUGUCCACGGCUCUCUGUCUGCUAGAAGCUGUCACAACUUCAACCGGCUCGUCUCAUUUUGUCAAUAAAAGUUCUGUUCUGUC
This is a messenger RNA of Labrus bergylta (ballan wrasse), 528 nucleotides long. It is a transcript of the gene romo1, whose product is annotated as reactive oxygen species modulator 1. Gene Ontology annotation, biological process: protein insertion into mitochondrial inner membrane; protein import into mitochondrial matrix. NCBI's taxonomy places the organism in Eukaryota, Metazoa, Chordata, Actinopteri, Labriformes, Labridae. Gene Ontology annotation, cellular component: TIM23 mitochondrial import inner membrane translocase complex. The record is from RefSeq and is a predicted model, not a curated record.